Rhincodon typus (whale shark) is the source of this 3693-nucleotide messenger RNA. RefSeq names its product proteolipid protein 2-like. Gene Ontology annotation, cellular component: membrane. The transcript is spliced from 5 exons. The record is from RefSeq and is a predicted model, not a curated record. Bases 309 to 776 code for a protein of 155 amino acids. Lineage: Eukaryota; Metazoa; Chordata; Chondrichthyes; Orectolobiformes; Rhincodontidae.
AGGGAUAUGGGCCAGGAACAGGCAGGCGGGACUAGUUUAGUUUGGGAUUAUGUUCGGUCUGUUUCUGUGCGGUACGAGAGUGGGAGAGAGAGAGAGUGACUAAUUUCUGAGGGAGAGAACGAGAAUUGAUUUGAAGAGCAGGUAGCAGUUGAGAGAGAGGGGAAGGAAACAAACUGUGAGGCUGCACUUCCCGUUGAACGAACCCUCCCUCUUUUGGAGAGAGGAAAUUGUUGUGGCUGAAGAAGACAAGGGCUCUGAGGGAGGGCUGCGGGAGAGAGCAGAGAAGGCAAGCCGCUGUCCCAGAAGAAAUGUCCAGUGAGGACCAGCAUGACGCUGUCGCGGAAGGUGACGGGCUCUUCAGUCGUUUUCAGGCAUAUGCUCGCACCAGGAAAGGCAUGGUUUUACUCGGCGAGGUGUUGCUGUGUCUCAUUGCCUUCAUUUGUUUCUGUUCCUCGCCGUACGGAGGCUAUUCUGCUGCCCCCAUCAUUGAACUUGUCUUCAGCGUCAUCUUCUUCGUCGUCUACAUGAACAAUUUCGAUAAAACGCUGAGCGCCAUUAACUGGGUCUGCACGGAUUUUUUCCGCUGUGUGAUUGCAGUUGUUGUCCUCGCUGUUAUUUCCAUUAUUGCUCUCAUAAGCCAUGACGGAGCUCGGAUUGCUGCUGGGGUCUUUGGGCUAUUUGCUGGCGCUCUCUUCGGCUAUGAUGCCUACCUGUUGUUCCCAAAAAUAAAGGGGCGUCAGCACGCGCCAGCUCCCACAGGUUCGGAGAACACCUAAUGUGGCUGUUCGCCCAGGGAGUGGGGAGCGGGACAGGCGGCCGGGAAUGCAGGAGCUGCCUCGAGAUUCCCGUCACGGCUCCGAAUGUGGAGGGACCCGUUCCCGUUGUCAGCUCACUGUCGCUCUCCCCGGUCUCGAUCCCUCUUAGCCUGGUCCCCUUGGCAACCUGCACCCUAAUCCCGAUCCCUGUGUUAGCCUGGUUCCCAUGGUGCCCUGGAUCCCAAUCCCGAUCCCUGUGUUAGCCUGGUUCCCAUGGUAUCCUGUGUCCCAAUCCCUCUUUUAGUCUGGCUCCCAUAGCAUCCUAUAUCCCAAUCCCAAUCCCCUCCAAUUUGUUCCGAUUCCAUUCCCCUCCAAUUUGUUUCCAAUCCCAAUGCCCUCUAAUGUGUUCCCGUUCCCAAUCCCAAUCCCCUCCAAUUUGUUCCCGUUCCUAAUCCCCUCCAAUUUGUUCCCAUUCCCAAUCCCAAUUCCCUCCAAUUCGUUCCCAUUCCCAAUCCUUCUCUAUCUCCUGCUCAGUUUUACCCCCUCACGUCCAUAUUUCCCCCCCCCAUUCUCUUUCCCCGCCACACUUACCUCUGUCCCCCCUACCCUUCUCUCUGCUUAUGCCCCCCCCUUCUCGAUGUGCCCUCAUCCGUCAUUCCUCCCUCGCCUUCUCCCUCCUCAGUUCCUACCCGUUCCUCGGUGCCUGUGCGCAGCCUGCCCUCCUGCACAGCCCUGGCAGUUGGGCCUAAUGUUACUUGCAGCCUUCACAUUGGAGUGACCUGUAUGAAGUGCCACCUCCCCCUUUGCGAAACUGGGGCCCUUUCGUCUCAUACUCCUCCCGAGAUCAUUUAUUAUUUCAUUGAAUAUCUGAUUUAAAACACUGCUUCUAAUUUAUAUAAAAAGGGAUCAUUCAGGCAGAACUGGGGCCUAGUGGUUCAGGCUUGUUUUCCCACCUUGGCAACGGGAGAUAAAAAUUGGACCAGAGACUCCAGACUAAUGGGGAGGAACCCAGCAGGAAAUUUAGAAGAAAGAUUUCAACACUUUUAUUUUUGGGGGAUUGUUGACUCGCAAAAUAUUGGCAAUUAUUGGGGGAAAGGGGUUAGCCAAACUUUAAUGCAUCAGGAGUCUUACUCUCCCUCUCUUCUUGCACACCAACACCCCCCAUACACCCCGUCCAAUUGAGCACAGGACUGGUUAGACGUUGGGAUUGUAUGUGUUUGGGGAAGGGGAGUAGAAGGUCAGGGGAGGUAAACUCCAGAAGCUGACUCCAAAACCUCCAUUGGAGUUUUGGAGGUAUUCUGGGAGUGGGGUGAGCGGGUUCGGGAAGGGUAGAGGAGGGGACAGGAGAGGAUGGGUGGAGAGGAUUCAGGUUCGGCAGGGGUGACAGGGAGAGAGAGGGGAAGGGAAGGAAAGGAGCCAGGGACUAGGGAGAAAUAAGCCUUUGUUCAUGAGGUUUCGUCGGAAGCUACGCAGCAACUACGACACUAGCUCAAUAGUUGGAAGUGCCCAGCGCACUGCAUUUUCCACCCCACACUUUCUGACCUCCCUCCCAUGGCCGACCCUCCGCACCCCCACCCCCCCAACUACCCCCUGGCAAUCGGGUCGGAGCCAAAAUCUUCAUCGUUAAGAGGAAAAGCCGAGGUGGAUGUCCGGAUAUUCGCAGGCGGAGCAGGCUAAGGUGCCAUUGAGUCAAGUUUCCCUGCGAUUACACAGACACGGUGAUCAGGUGGGCGGGGCUUGCUGAUGCCGGAAUUUGCCAACUUGGGGAAGCCAGCCCUUCACGAAAAUCUGUGGAAUUGGAGACUGUGCACGGAUUCGAAAGCUGCGCUCCACCUCCCUCUUGUAUCCCUCUUGUAUCCCUGAGAGGAUGGGUGACUUUAUGUUUUGCCCAGGCUCAGGAGAUCCAAUGCCGUUCGAUAUUCCGCGGUUUCACGCCUCCUUGCAUUGCAUCCAGAUCUGACCUCCCUCCGGCUUACGUUGUCCCCAGUCUCUCCUCACCAACACAGCACCCCCUUUAUUUGAAACAUCUUUUCCCACUUCUUGUAUGCAGCAAAUGGGAUGCAGCCAUUCCCUCAGGCUAGCUUGUCCCAUAACACGGAAUGGAUAAAUGUCAGGGGUUGGGAAGAGGUUGGGGGGGUGGUGUGGGGAAAGGCUGGGGGGUGGUGUGGGGAAAGGCUGGGAGGAGGUCCUGGGAGCCAAAAUCAAUUGGUAUGCCACUGGGAAUGCCUCAAAGUGCCUUCACAUAUAGUGGGAAAUUGCCUUUUGAAAGUGUUAUCGUUUCUCGUGCCUUAACACGUCUUGCAAUUUGUUUUUGGGGGUUUGUGGAGGGGGGGAGGCUCGGGUGCGGUUAAUUUGACAAAUUCUGACUCAUGGGCAUCUGAAGCACCGAUAGCUGCGCAGGCUAAGAGGAGGCGUUGUGGAGUUUAUUGAUGGAAUGCAAGAUUACACGGAGGGGUUUGUUGGCCGUCCCGCCUAAUUCUGGUCCUUGAAUCAUUUCGUUCAGCUGAAAGGGAUUCCAGUUGUCUCUGUGCCUUCUCUCUAAUGUAAAUUCACAGCUUUAAUCGCGUAUUUUAUACUCGACUCUAUGUUUACCCGUUGACACGCGUUCACUGGUUAUUCUAACGGAACCCCGCUGCGGAAUCCUGUCUGUGUGAAGAAGUGCCUUCCCUUAACACUUUUGUGCGAGUUGUGGCUCAGGAUUGCGUUCGGAAUUCGCUCCGAAGCUGUGGGAGCCUUGUGGUUCCAGUCCAGGAACUUUCGAGCUGCCAGAGCUGGAGUAAACCCGGGCUCAGUGUCUCUACCCGAUGGUGGGAAUCGGAGCUGCAGAGUGCUGCUCAGAUUGGUCCCUGGACUCCAGUUUGUUCGAGCGGUUCUUGCGUGAACUGUGCAAGUCCCACAGAGCAACACGUGAGGCAAUAAAAAGUGUUUUCUUCUCUGA